CCGCCCUCUUUCUGGGGGAGGAACCCAUACGAGGGGGGGCGGACCCUUGCUUUUCCGUCGCAUGGGCCGGAAUGUUGCGGGCGGCGAGGGACUGCGAUUCCCACGUGGUGGCUUUCUCUCACUAGCCCACUUUGGUCCUCCUUGACGUCCUGGGCCUGUGGACUCGCUUCCUGUCGAGAUGCCGAAGGUCAAGUCAGGGGCUGUCGGCCGCCGCCGCAGGCCGCAGGAGCAGCACCGGGAGCUCGGGAGCGCUGGAGGACUCAUGUUCAACACGGGAAUUGGGCAGCACAUUUUGAAAAAUCCUCUCAUUAUUAACAGCAUUAUCGAUAAGGCUGCCUUAAGACCAACUGAUGUGGUGCUAGAAGUUGGACCUGGAACUGGCAACAUGACUGUAAAGUUGUUAGAAAAGGCAAAAAAGGUUGUUGCUUGUGAACUUGACCCAAGGCUAGUAGCUGAACUUCACAAAAGAGUUCAGGGCACGCCUGUGGCCAGCAAACUUCAAAUACUGGUGGGUGAUGUGUUGAAAACAGAUUUGCCAUUCUUUGAUGCUUGUGUGGCAAAUUUGCCUUAUCAGAUCUCUUCGCCUUUUGUCUUCAAGCUGUUGCUACAUCGACCUUUUUUCAGAUGUGCUAUACUUAUGUUUCAAAGAGAAUUUGCCCUCCGACUGGUUGCAAAACCUGGAGAUAAAUUAUACUGCAGACUCUCAAUUAAUACACAACUGUUGGCACGUGUGGACCAUCUAAUGAAAGUUGGAAAGAAUAACUUCAGACCACCGCCCAAGGUGGAAUCCAGCGUUGUAAGGAUAGAACCUAAGAAUCCACCACCACCCAUCAAUUUUCAGGAAUGGGAUGGUCUAGUAAGGAUAACCUUUGUUAGGAAAAACAAGACACUCUCUGCUGCAUUUAAAUCAAGUGCCGUGCAACAACUCUUGGAAAAAAACUAUAGAAUUCACUGUUCAGUCCAUAAUAUUAUAAUACCAGAAGAUUUCAGCAUAGCAGAUAAAAUACAGCAAAUCCUAACCAGCACAGGCUUUAGUGACAAACGGGCCCGUUCCAUGGACAUAGAUGACUUCAUCAGAUUGCUACAUGGAUUCAACACAGAAGGUAUUCAUUUUUCCUAGGCAUUUGGAAAACAGAAUUUUUUAAGGUCAAGAAAAGAAAUCUACAUUUUUUAUAUUUGAGAAGAUGAUGCUUUUGCUUUACUGAGACAUUCCUUAGUUGACUAUUUUUGGUUUAAUACUACUACUGCUGUCACCAUUUAUUAUUCUGAAUUUUUAAGUUGGAAAGUUCUAAGUAUGCAAGUUUUUUUUUGGUUUUGGUUUAAUAUAUAACAUAGAGCAGGUCCAAUCUAUUAAUAAUAAUCUUCACGUUCAGGAGCCGCAGAGACGCACAACUUUAUACUUAAGCUUAUCAUUUCUCACAGUUUAUUGUAUAAAGAUGUUACUCUUCUAUUUACUGUGUAAUAUACUGUGAGGCCUUCUUUAGGUCUGUUCCUCCAGUAGUAAAAAAGUUAAAAUAUGCUUCACUAGUCACACAUUCCCCAUACCAUUUCAUGUUAUUCACAUUCCUCAUACCAUUUCUUGUUAUUCACAUGUACAGUAAAACAAUUGUUUCUUA
This is a messenger RNA of Sapajus apella (tufted capuchin), 1616 nucleotides long. It is a transcript of the gene DIMT1, whose product is annotated as DIMT1 rRNA methyltransferase and ribosome maturation factor. The transcript has 12 exons. Gene Ontology annotation, cellular component: mitochondrial matrix. The record is from RefSeq and is a predicted model, not a curated record. Gene Ontology annotation, biological process: rRNA methylation. Gene Ontology annotation, molecular function: rRNA (adenine-N6,N6-)-dimethyltransferase activity. NCBI's taxonomy places the organism in Eukaryota, Metazoa, Chordata, Mammalia, Primates, Cebidae. The coding region runs from base 179 to 1120 and encodes 313 amino acids.